Messenger RNA from Lodderomyces elongisporus, 2748 nucleotides. It is a transcript of the gene PMR1, whose product is annotated as Ca(2+)/Mn(2+)-transporting P-type ATPase. NCBI's taxonomy places the organism in Eukaryota, Fungi, Ascomycota, Pichiomycetes, Serinales, Debaryomycetaceae. Gene Ontology annotation, molecular function: P-type calcium transporter activity; ATP hydrolysis activity; ATP binding. Gene Ontology annotation, biological process: calcium ion transmembrane transport; intracellular calcium ion homeostasis; manganese ion transport. Bases 1 to 2748 code for a protein of 915 amino acids. The record is from RefSeq and is a predicted model, not a curated record. Gene Ontology annotation, cellular component: endoplasmic reticulum; Golgi membrane; plasma membrane. The transcript has a single exon.
AUGUCCAGCAACCCGUAUGACAUCAGCCCCGACCAAGUGAAACUCCCAAACCGGGCUAAUGUUCCAUCACUCAAGUUCUGCUCAAAGACUAUUGAAGAGACAGAAACUGAACUCAAUACAGAUGCCAAAUUGGGAUUGCCUGCACAGGAAAUUAUCAACCGACGCACCAUUUAUGGUGUCAACGAGUUAUCCCACAAGGAUGAAGAAAGUUUACUAUUCAAAUUUUUCUCCUCUUUUUAUCAAGACCCGUUGAUUUUGCUUCUUAUUGGAUCCUCGGUGAUUAGUUUCAUCAUGGGCCAGACCGAUGAUGGUAUCUCCAUCUUCCUUGCCAUUGUCAUUGUUGUCACUGUUGGUUUUGUCCAGGAGUAUAGAUCUGAAAAGUCGUUGGAAGCAUUGAACAAGUUAGUCCCCGCCGAGGCACAUCUCACAAGAAACGGUAACUCAACCACUGUUCUCGCCUCCACUUUAGUACCCGGAGAUGUAGUUUACUUCUCAACUGGUGAUAGAAUACCAGCUGAUGUUCGUUUAACCAAUGCAGUCUACCUAACCAUAGAUGAAAGUAACUUGACCGGUGAAAAUAGACCAGUACAAAAGAAUACUGAUCCAGUUACUAUGAAGGACCCCCCAGUCACAGAGAGAACCGAUAUAGCCUUUAUGGGUACUUUGGUACGCGAAGGACACGGGAGUGGUAUUGUUGUUGGAAUUGGUACACAAACUGUUUUUGGGACUGUUUUUGAAAUGAUGAGUGAGAUUGAAAAACCAAAGACACCUUUGCAACAGGCAAUGGAUAAAUUAGGUAAGGACUUGAGUAUAUUUAGUUUUGCCAUCAUUGGUAUAAUUUGUUUAAUUGGAAUCUUCCAGGGAAGAUCAUGGUUGGAUAUGUUUCAGAUUUCAGUAUCUUUGGCAGUAGCUGCGAUUCCCGAAGGUCUACCAAUCAUUGUUACUGUCACCUUGGCAUUGGGAGUAUUGCGCUUGGCCAAACAAAAGGCGAUUGUAAAGAGAUUGCCAAGUGUCGAAACCUUGGGAUCAGUUAAUGUUAUUUGCUCGGAUAAGACGGGCACAUUAACUCAAAACCACAUGACGGUUACCAAAAUAUGGACCACUGACUUCAAAGGCAGUUUCAACUCACCCUUUUUAGUGGUUGAGAAAUUGGACGAUAACACAUUACACCACCAAUUGACUGCAAACAUGCGCAAAGUGCUUCAUUGUGGUAAUAUUUGUAACAACUCCAAGUAUUCGGCGGCAAAUGAACGGUAUGUUGGUAACCCAAGCGACAUUGCCUUGCUUGAAUGUCUUCCUCAUUUCGGAUUGGAAGACAUUCGAGGGCAAACAGAGAGGAUGAAUGAGUUGCCAUUCUCAUCCACAAGAAAGUACAUGGCCAUUAGUGUUCAUACUGGUGACAGAGCCAAGGCAGAUACGUAUGCUAAAGGUGCAACGGAGAAACUACUCAAACAUUGUAACAGAUACUACGACUCUAACGGGCACGUACAACCGAUUACUCCUGACUUUAUGGAAACCGUGCAUGAGAAAUCUAAGUUGCUUGCCAAUGAUGGACUUCGUGUUUUGGGUUUUGCCGAAAGUAACAAGUCGUUUGACCAAGAGCCACUGGAUUUGAUCUUUUGCGGAAUGGUUGGUAUGAAGGAUCCACCAAGACCCAAUGUUGGUAAAUCUAUUUCUAUGUUGAUGAAAGGAGGCGUCCACGUGAUUAUGAUCACUGGUGACUCUCCAUCCACGGCGUUGAACAUAGCUAGACAAAUUGGUAUGCCGGUGACUGGACAACACUCGGUGAUGACAGGGGACCAGAUUGACGAAUUGAAAGAGGAAUCUUUAUCGCACGCCAUCCAUAAUGUUUCUGUUUUUGCUAGAACUACUCCCGAACAUAAAGUCAAGAUUGUGAAGGCAUUGCAGAGACGUGGGGAUAUUGUGGCAAUGACAGGUGACGGUGUCAAUGACGCACCGGCAUUAAAGCUUGCUGAUAUUGGUAUCGCCAUGGGUAAGAACGGAACUGAUGUGGCCAAGGAAGCAGCUGAUAUGGUGCUUACCGAUGAUGAUUUCAGUACCAUUCUUAGUGCUAUUGAAGAAGGUAAAGGUAUAUUUAACAAUAUUCAAAACUUUAUUACUUUUCAGUUGAGUACAUCGAUUGCUGCAUUAACUUUGAUUGCAUUGAGUACAUUCUUUGGACUCCCAAACCCAUUAAACGCAAUGCAAAUAUUGUGGAUCAACAUUUUGAUGGAUGGUCCACCAGCACAAUCAUUGGGUGUUGAGCCAGUUGAUCACGAAGUGAUGAACAAGCCACCAAGAAGCAGAAAUGAUAAGAUCUUGACUUCGCAAUUGCUCAAGAGAGUUGUUCAGUCAGCCGUGAUGAUCAUUAUCGGAACAUUGUACAUCUUUAUAAAGGAGAUGAAAGAUGGCGAGGUGACUGCGCGGGACACGACAAUGACAUUCACAUGUUUUGUUCUUUUUGAUAUGUUCAACGCUUUGGCAUGUCGCCACCAUUCAAAGUCUAUUUUUUCUAUGGGGAUGAAGAACAGCAUGUUUAAUUUUGCUGUGUUUGGAUCUUUAUUGGGCCAAUUCUGUGCUGUGUAUGUGCCAUUUUUCCAAAGAAUUUUCCAAACCGAGGCGUUGAGUUUGGGUGAUAUUUUGCAUUUGAUUGGAUUGUGCAGUUCGGUAUUUAUUGUUGACGAGGUUAGAAAAUGGUGGGUCAGGAGAAGGACAUUGUAUACGAAUAACUACAACGUUGGAGUAUAA